This is a messenger RNA of Dalotia coriaria, 1048 nucleotides long. Its product is annotated as odorant receptor 47a-like. The coding region runs from base 44 to 1048 and encodes 334 amino acids. The record is from RefSeq and is a predicted model, not a curated record. Gene Ontology annotation, molecular function: olfactory receptor activity; odorant binding. Gene Ontology annotation, biological process: detection of chemical stimulus involved in sensory perception of smell; sensory perception of smell. Gene Ontology annotation, cellular component: plasma membrane. NCBI's taxonomy places the organism in Eukaryota, Metazoa, Arthropoda, Insecta, Coleoptera, Staphylinidae. The transcript has 5 exons.
AAAAACAACAAAACUUCUUUGGAUACUUUUCAAUCUUCUCGUUAUGCUUUAUCGUAUUCCAAAUGCAGUUAGACAUGAUUCUAAACUACUCAGGCGUGGAAACACUGAAACGUAUUAUGAAUAUGCCUUCUCUUUUCUUGCAACAAAAUGUGUUUUUGUGAUUUACAACUCAAAAAAUUUAAUAAAUAUGGUGGAAUCACUGAAAUGUUUCUGGCGUGCGGAUAAGUUUGAGAAUGAGUCAUUCGGAAAAAUUCGCAAAAUUUUUAUUAUGGUAACAUAUAUUUGGAAAGGAUAUAUGUUUGUCGUUUGUGUUUUCUGCAUUUACCUAUGCAUUUUACCACUACUUGAUAUUCAAAGUAAAAUGCUUAUAUUGACCAACUUUACGCUCUGCAAUUCGAGAAUCCUUACCUGCUGGUUGGCAAAUUACGUCUGGCAGGUAUUUUUAUUAUGGUUACAGGGACUACCUACAGUCUUAGGAUUUGAUUUAUUGUUUAUUAUUUUCACUGCGUAUGUGUGUGCUGCCAUUAAAUUGCUUAAAAUUGGAUUGACUAAACUUAACACUGAUGAUUUAUAUAAACGAAAGCAUAUUUUACGAAAUAUUAUUAAUCAACACGAUUUUAUGAUGAAUUUUGUGAAUGUGAUGAAUGAUAUGUUCACAACGAUCAUGUUUUUGCAAUUUUAUUGUUCUUUAUGGUCGUUGGUGUUGACACAAUAUAUGAUGGUAGCAGACAGAAUUUAUUAUGGAAGCUACUUAUUUGUAUUUGCGCUACAGUUGUAUCUAUAUGCAUAUAGUGGUGCACUAUUACAAAUUGAGCUUCAAAGUUUAUCUGAUGAUAUCUUCUAUGUUGAUUGGUACAAACAGGAAAGCACAAAAUUGCGCCAAAGUUUAGCUUUAAUGAUUCAACGUACUCAAAAUGCUAAAGUUUUGACAGCUGGUAAAAUUCCUAUUCUGAAUCUAGAACUUUUUGUAAACACACUUAAAAAUUCGUAUUCUGUUUUUACUUUAAUCUGGCAAGUUGCUUCGGCAUCCAAAGACGUUCACGGUUAA